CUCUAGAAACCGAGAAUCGAUAUACAUAAGUAAUAACCGUGUUAGGUGCCGUAGGUCACGCAAUCUCUGAAUUGUUUUUACUUUUGUUUGUGAAUAUAUUCUUUAUAAUUUUUAAUAGUGGAAAUAGGACGAAGUUUCACAGUGCGUCCGUGUGCCGGCGAUACGGCCGUGGCGGACGGAGAGGGUUCUGUGGUGGCGGGGGGCGUCGGCCUCGCCGUGAGUAGUAAGGUGUACCCUAGCCCGGGGGCGGCGCGCGGCGUGUGGGCGCUGCCGCAGCCGCCCCCCUGCACGAUGGCAGCAGAGGAAGCUCUGCCGCCGUGCUCUCCCAUGUCGCCAGAUGCUCCAGCCGCGCCACCUCGUACAAUUACUAGCUACAACCAACACUCUGAUCUACAUCAACUCAUUUUUGAAGCCGUCCGUUCGGGAGAAGUAUCAGAAAUUGAACGCUUAGUAGAAAAGCUUGGUGUGGAAGUGCUGAGUGCUCGAGACCAGCAUGGCUACACUCCUGCACACUGGGCUGCACUAGACGGGAGCGUCGCGGUCAUGCGCUAUCUCGUUGAACGAGGAGCCCCCAUAGAUCUUUCUUGCUUAGGCACCCAGGGUCCUCGACCGAUCCACUGGGCCUGUCGCAAGGGCCACGCGUCGGUAGUACAAGUUCUGUUGCAGUCUGGAGUUGCGGUCAACGCUGCUGACUUCAAAGGGUUGACCCCACUGAUGACGGCCUGUAUGUACGGCAAGACAGCGACCGCUGCGUAUCUACUCGGUAUGGGGGCAGCGACCAGGCUGUCUGAUAUUAACGGAGACACUGCCCUCCACUGGGCUGCAUACAAGGGCCAUGCGGACCUAGUACGCUUGUUAAUUUAUUCAGGCGUACCUUUACAUUGCACCGAUAAUUUUGGUUCAACACCACUUCAUCUGGCGUGUUUGUCGGGCAAUUUGACUUGCGUAAGAUUAUUAUGUGAAAAGGUCAAAGCAGAAUUGGAACCUCGCGAUAAAAAUGGAAAAACGCCAUUGAUGCUUGCACAGAGCCACCGCCACUUAGAAGUUGUAAAACUGUUACAAAAGGAAAUGAAACGCAAGUCACACUGGAUGCCUCCACUUUCUGAACUGUGGGCGCUAUUGUUUGGAGGCGCUGGAGACUCUAAGGGCCCUCUACUGUUCUUUUUGAUAUCUGUAUUACUUUGGGGAUAUCCUAUGUAUGUCAUUAGAUGCAUACCAUUGACAUGGAACACGCUGCGUCUUUCGCAUUACUGUUUCCUUUACUGGAAUGCGAUCAUGUGGCUAAGCUGGGUGAUCGCGAAUAGAAGAGACCCGGGCUACAUACCUCAAAACUCUGAAACUUAUUAUAGAGCCAUUCGUCAGAUACCGUAUUAUGACAAGUGGAAAAAAAGGAACGUGAUUUUAUCACGAUUGUGUCAUACUUGCCGAUGUCUGCGACCUUUAAGGGCUAAACACUGUCGCAUCUGCAAGCGUUGCGUGGCAUAUUUUGACCACCACUGCCCAUUCAUCUACAAUUGUGUCGGCGUGCGCAACAGAAUGUGGUUCUUCCUGUUUGUGAUGAGCGUCGCAAUCAACUGCACCCUUUCCAUAUACUUCGCCUGCUACUGCCUGCUGCUCGAAGGGUUUGGUCUCUUGUAUGUACUGGGACUGCUGGAAGCUAUCACGUUUUGCGCUCUUGGCUGGAUCCUUACUUGUACCUCGAUUUUGCACGCAUGCAUGAAUUUAACUACAAAUGAAAUGUUCAACUAUAAAAGAUAUCCCUAUUUGAGGGAUAAACGCGGGCGUUAUCAGAAUCCAUUCUCACGAGGGCCUAUCAUGAACUUAAUUGAAUUCUUCGUGUGCUUGCCCGACAAAUGUGAUGAACAAGAUAUUUUUCACGAAGAAAAUAUAUGAUGCGAGGUGCAAUGACGCAACGACCUUUGUAGAACAAGGUCACAAAAGCUUCUACGAAAAUAAACUAACUCAACUCCCUAUUACUGUAUUUUGCUGUGUCACUUAAUUAUGGUUCACUAGUACGUGAAAAUAUCAAAUUAUUAAAACUUUACGAUUGUCUAUCGUGAGGUGAAAUGACUUUGACAAGCUAAAAUUGAAAUAGUAGCUCAAUCAUAAUAUCAAAGAACCGGCUAGCGGCUAAAGAACGGCCCAAUUUUGGUAUUAGAAAGUUCCUGCACAAGUUUGAAUACCACAGCCGCGCUCAUUGCGCAAGUCUUCUACAAGCUUAGGUAUAAUUAUUUAAACAGUCGGGUAAAUGUUAAUGCGUCCCGAACAUGUGCCUACACGCCUCAACACACGUUAUAGAUAUAGGUAUAAUAAAGAUUUACAAAUAUGUUCGUUACGCAUUUCACUUUUAUUAAUGUUGUGUAUUUAUUAUAUAAUGGCUUAUAAUACAGGUACUAUUUUCCUCAA
Molecule: messenger RNA, 2406 nt
Organism: Spodoptera frugiperda (fall armyworm)
Lineage: Eukaryota; Metazoa; Arthropoda; Insecta; Lepidoptera; Noctuidae
Gene: Patsas
Exons: 8
Coding region: 292-1893 (533 amino acids)
Biological process (GO): protein palmitoylation
Cellular component (GO): Golgi membrane
Molecular function (GO): protein binding; palmitoyltransferase activity
Source: RefSeq, a predicted model, not a curated record